AUGGCUUUUCAGGAACUCCUAAAUCAAGUUGGCAGCCUGGGGAGAUUCCAGAUCCUACAGAUGACUUUCCUUUUGAUCUGCAGUUCCUUGAUAUACUCUCAUUUUCUAGUGGAGAACUUCACUGCAGCCAUACCUAGUCAUCGCUGCUGGGUCCCCAUCCUUGACAAUGACACUGUCUCUGAUAAUGACAGUGGGAUCCUGAGCCACGAUGCCCACCUGAGAAUCUCUAUCCCACUGGAUUCUAACUUGAGGCCAGAGAAAUGUCGUCGCUUCAUCCGACUACAAUGGCAUCUCCUUCAUUUGAAUGGAAGCUUUUCCAAUGUGACUGUGCCAGACACAGAGCCCUGUAUGGAGGGAUGGGUAUAUGACAGAAGCACAUUCAUUUCCACCACUGUGACUGAGUGGGACCUGGUGUGUGCAUCUCAGUCAAUGAAUUCGGUAGCAAAAUUUGCAUUUGUCAUUGGUGGUUUGAUAGGACAUAUUCUAGGUGGCUAUUUAUCAGACAGAUUUGGAAGGAAGUUAAUUUUCACAUGUGCUUUACUGCAAGCAGCCGUCUCUGAAACCUGUGCAGCUCUUGCUCCCACCUUCCUCAUCUAUUGCUUACUGCGCUUCGUAGCCGGGAUUUCUCAAUCAGCUAUAGUCACAAAUACUGGUUUGCUGAUGAUAGAGUGGACAAGUCCUAAGUUCCAAUCCGUGGUAAUGGCAGCGUUGUUGUGUAGUGGUAGUGUUGGACAGCUGCUAUUGGCAGGCCUGGCAUUUGCAAUUGGAAACUGGCGCAACGUCCAGCUGGCAUUGUCUACACCAAUAUUCUUCUUACUUAUACCCACAAGGUGGCUAUCAGAAUCAGCUCGAUGGCUGAUUAUGACUAACAAACCCCAGAAGGGCUUAGAAGAACUUAGGAAAGCUGCACACAUGAAUGGAAUGAGGAGUUCUGGAGACAGGCUAACCAUGGAGGUUGUGAGAACUACCAUGAAGAAUGAGCUAGAGGCCGCCCGGACAAAACUUAGUCCACGUGAUUUGUACCGCAUGCCCAACCUGCGCAAGCGGAUCUGUCUGAUGUCCCUGGUGAGAUUUGUAAUGUGGCUUUCAAUUACUGGACUGAUGGUCCACCUACAGCACCUGAGCAACAAUAUUUUCCUAUUGCAGUGUCUCUUUGGUAUAGUGAGCAUUCCAGCCAAUGUUGCUGGAAAUUGUUUGCUGAAUUACAUGGACCGUAGAAUAGGUCAACUGCUUCUCAUGUUCCUGUAUGGAUUCUCCAUUCUGGCCACCUUAUUUAUACCUCAAGAAAUGCAGACCCUGCGUAUCAUUUCAGCAACACUUGGAGGAGCAUUUUGUUCUGCCGCUUCUACCGUUAAUUUUGUGCAUGCAAAUGAGCUAUACCCCACUAUGAUCAGGGCAACAGCACUAGGAAUCAUCAGUGUUGCUGGUAGUAUUGGGGCAGCCUUGGCUCCCCUGUUUAUGAUCCUCACGACAUAUUCUGCAUCCUUACCCUGGAUCAUCUACGGAGUCCUCCCCAUCCUUGGUGGUCUUCUUGUCCUUCUCCUUCCUGAAACCAGGAAUCAGUCUCUGCCUGACUCCAUCGAAGAUGUGGAAAAUGAGUGA
Nannospalax galili (Upper Galilee mountains blind mole rat) is the source of this 1602-nucleotide messenger RNA. RefSeq names its product solute carrier family 22 member 19-like. The record is from RefSeq and is a predicted model, not a curated record. The coding region runs from base 1 to 1602 and encodes 533 amino acids. The transcript is spliced from 9 exons. Gene Ontology annotation, molecular function: transmembrane transporter activity. Gene Ontology annotation, cellular component: membrane. Gene Ontology annotation, biological process: transmembrane transport. Lineage: Eukaryota; Metazoa; Chordata; Mammalia; Rodentia; Spalacidae.